Molecule: messenger RNA, 2294 nt
Organism: Momordica charantia (bitter melon)
Lineage: Eukaryota; Viridiplantae; Streptophyta; Magnoliopsida; Cucurbitales; Cucurbitaceae
Gene: THIC
Product: thiaminC
Biological process (GO): thiamine biosynthetic process
Molecular function (GO): carbon-carbon lyase activity; iron-sulfur cluster binding
Source: RefSeq, a predicted model, not a curated record
UGGACAUCAGUUUCUCUGCUACCGCUCUCCCACUCUCUGUUUUAUCUUCUUUCUUUCUUCGAACGGCGUGUUGAACAGAUAAGACUCAACUCACAGGCAUUCAUUGCUACGAGAUCCAAGAUGGCUUCGGUGCAUGCUACCAUAACAGCAACUGUUUGUAAGAGUGGGAAGGGAAGCCGUUCCUAUCCCACAAAAUCACUGAAUACUGCCUUCUUGCCUGGGAUUGACGUGGUUGGACGUGUUUCCGGUGCAUGCAAGGAAUUAUAUCCUUCAUCUAUUGCCUUGGUUCCUAGAGCCACUCUGACCUUUGAACCCCCAGAAACCAGUACGGAGAAGGCCAAAAACAAGAAACAUAACGUUGAUACAUCAUCUCCUGAUUUUCUUCCGCUUCCUUCAUUUGACCAAUGUUUUCCAAAGAGUACAAAAGAACACAGGGAAGUUGUUCACGAAGAGACAGGGCAUGUGCUCAAAGUACCCUUUCGAAGGGUUCAUUUAUCUGGUGAUGAACCAAACUUUGACAAUUAUGACACUAGCGGUCCACAAAACAUCAGCCCCCGCAUUGGAUUGCCUAAACUUCGGAAGGACUGGGUUGAUAGGAGGGACAAAUUAGGCGGACCAAGAUACACCCAGAUGUAUUAUGCCAAGCAAGGAAUCAUAACUGAAGAAAUGCUGUUUUGUGCCACUCGUGAGAAGCUUGACCCAGAGUUUGUGAGGUCAGAGGUUGCUCGUGGACGGGCAAUUAUCCCUUCCAACAAGAAACAUUUGGAGUUGGAGCCCAUGAUUGUGGGUAGAAAUUUCUUGGUCAAAGUAAAUGCAAAUAUUGGAAACUCUGCUGUUGCAAGUUCUAUUGAAGAAGAAGUUUAUAAAGUCCAAUGGGCAACAAUGUGGGGAGCUGAUACUGUCAUGGACCUCUCUACUGGUCGCCACAUUCACGAGACUCGUGAAUGGAUACUGCGGAACUCUGCCGUACCAGUAGGAACUGUUCCUAUCUAUCAGGCACUUGAAAAAGUGAAUGGAAUAGCUGAAAACCUCACCUGGGAGAUUUUCAGGGAAACGCUGAUUGAACAAGCUGAGCAGGGUGUAGACUAUUUUACCAUUCAUGCUGGGGUCUUACUGCGGUAUAUCCCUCUAACAGCAAAACGCAUGACGGGAAUCGUAUCACGUGGAGGAUCUAUUCAUGCAAAGUGGUGUUUAGCUCAUCAUAAGGAAAAUUUUGCUUAUGAACACUGGGAGGACAUACUUGACAUCUGUAAUCAGUACGAUAUAUCCCUAUCGAUUGGUGAUGGGCUGAGACCUGGUUCAAUUUAUGAUGCCAAUGACACUGCUCAAUUUGCAGAGCUCUUAACUCAGGGUGAACUGACUCGUAGAGCAUGGGAAAAAGAUGUGCAGGUAAUGAAUGAAGGACCUGGACAUAUUCCAAUGCAUAAGAUCCCUGAAAACAUGCAGAAACAGCUUGAGUGGUGUAAUGAAGCACCUUUCUAUACUCUUGGUCCUUUGACUACAGAUGUUGCUCCUGGUUAUGACCACAUUACCUCUGCCAUUGGUGCUGCCAAUAUUGGAGCUCUCGGCACGGCCCUUCUCUGUUAUGUGACACCGAAAGAGCACCUAGGUUUGCCAAAUCGAGAUGAUGUGAAAGCUGGAGUAAUAGCGUAUAAGAUAGCUGCUCAUGCAGCUGAUCUAGCCAAGGGUCACCCACAUGCCCAAUCGUGGGAUGAUGCACUGAGCAAGGCGAGAUUCGAGUUCCGAUGGAUGGAUCAGUUUGCUCUGUCAUUGGACCCCAUGACUGCCAUGUCCUUCCACGAUGAAACCUUGCCAUCAGAAGGUGCCAAGGUGGCCCACUUCUGCUCUAUGUGUGGACCCAAGUUCUGCUCCAUGAAGAUAACCGAGGAUGUGCGGAGGUAUGCUGAGGAACACGGGUACGGGAGCGCAGAGGAAGCUCUGCAGCAAGGGAUGGAUGCUAUGAGUGCUGAGUUUUUGUCUGCGAAGAAAACCAGUAGUGGUGAACAACAUGGUGAAACUGGUGGAGAAAUCUACUUGCCCGCUAGCUACAUGGACUCCCUGAAAAGAUGAAGGAUCGCUCGAGGAAGAGGAGAAAGGGUUUGAAAUGUCGGAGACUUUCAAUAUUGGACCGACCAGAACAUCGAUACCUGCGCGAAUCUCCAGUUUCAGCACAUGGAAGAGUAUAAAGUUUAGCUUGUCUAUUCCCUUUUAUUGACUAUAUUUAAGUGUGCUUUGCUUCUAUUUAUCCUUUAUCUCUUGGAAAUAAGAAAAGUUAUUGCUUUGCUUGAUAUUCA